AUGUCCCGCCUUCCGUUCGACCGAUUCACGCUCACGUUCCAAGGGCAAGUUGAAGGCGAGUCCCUCCCCAUCGACCCGCGGCAGUUCCAGGCAGUGAGUUUCCUCAUGGCAGAGCGGAAGGACGGCGAGUUCAGGAUGGAGCUGGAGUGGGUCAAGGCCAUCAACACGCGUCUGCGAAAGGGCGCGCGCUACACCGGCCUCGUCCACGACCAAGACUAG
Messenger RNA from Acanthamoeba castellanii str. Neff, 219 nucleotides. RefSeq lists its product as uncharacterized. The transcript is spliced from 3 exons. Bases 1 to 219 code for a protein of 72 amino acids. The record is from RefSeq and is a predicted model, not a curated record. Lineage: Eukaryota; Discosea; Longamoebia; Acanthamoebidae.